Molecule: messenger RNA, 2306 nt
Organism: Aaosphaeria arxii CBS 175.79
Lineage: Eukaryota; Fungi; Ascomycota; Dothideomycetes; Pleosporales
Product: amidophosphoribosyltransferas-like protein
Exons: 5
Coding region: 302-2089 (595 amino acids)
Biological process (GO): purine nucleotide biosynthetic process; purine nucleobase biosynthetic process
Cellular component (GO): cytoplasm
Molecular function (GO): amidophosphoribosyltransferase activity
Source: RefSeq, a predicted model, not a curated record
AACUAUCCUGCCAUCCCCACUAGGAUCUUCUUGCUUCCAGAAAAACCAUGUGCCCUUCGCCUUCAACGCUACGGGACCGCUCCCCCAGACCUUACAAUACCCCAAUUGACUUCUCUCCGCCUUGAUCAAAUGGACCUUGCCCUUCUUCACUAACCGCUGCGUCCGGCCUACGAUUCUACCUUCCGUCCUCUUAUCGCGAUACCUCUAGAGAUAGAUAUACUGGAGUCCUUGCGAGUAUUUGUGAUAGAUAAAGCUAGAAUCCAAAUCAUAUCAGAUCGCCUUCUCCGUUACCUCAAGCAAGAUGUGCGGAAUCAUCGCCGUUAUUCACGCGAACUCGAAGUCGCAAUCUGCCGCCGUUGAAAUACACGAUGCGCUGUAUUUGCUUCAGCAUCGAGGACAAGAUGCUGCUGGAAUCGUCACCUGCAGUGGUGGUGGACGGUUCCACCAGUGCAAGGGCAACGGCAUGGCCUCCAGGGUCUUCCAGGAUGGAGCUCGUGUCUCCGAGCUUCCAGGCUUCAUGGGUCUAGGCCAUCUCCGAUACCCUACUGCCGGAAGCAGUGCCAACUCUGAGGCCCAGCCCUUCUAUGUCAACAGUCCCUACGGAAUCUGCAUGACCCACAACGGAAACCUCAUCAACGCCCCGGAACUCCGCAGGUACCUGGAUCAGGAUGCUCACAGGCACAUCAACACCGAGAGCGACAGCGAGAUGAUGCUGAACAUCUUUGCUAACGAGCUCAACGAGACGGGCAAAGCUCGUGUCAACACCGAUGACUGCUUUGCAGCCCUGGAACGGAUGUAUAAGCGCUGUGUCGGUGGAUGGGCCUGCACAGCCAUGCUUGCGGGUUUCGGUCUUAUUGGAUUCCGUGACCCCUAUGGAAUCCGCCCUAUGGUUCUGGGCUCCAGGCCCUCCGAGGACGGUGUCGGCACAGAUUACAUGAUGGCCUCUGAAAGUGUGGCUCUCACGCAGUGUGGAUACAAAACAUUCCAGGAUAUUCUCCCCGGCCAGGCCGUCAUCAUCGAGAAAGGAAAGGAUCCCGUGUUCAAGCAGGUGAGCCCCAUACUCGGAUACUCUCCCGACAUCUUCGAGUAUGUCUAUUUCGCUCGUCCGGACACGAUCAUCGAUGGCAUUGAUGUCGACGAGAGCCGACGCAACAUGGGCUUCAAACUUGCAGAAACCAUCAGGAAGCGAUUGGGUCCAGCCCUCGACGACAUUGACACGGUGAUGCCCAUUCCUGAAACCAGCAUCACUUCUGCGUUCUGCGUGGCUGAGGGCCUUGGAAAGCCUUACUGCCAGGGGUUCGUUAAGAACCGCUACAUCUUCAGGACUUUCAUCAUGCCCUCUCAAAAGCUCCGCCAAAAGGGUGUUCGCGCGAAGAUGAACCCCAUGAGGAAGAAGUUUGAAGGCAAGAACGUCCUCCUGGUCGAUGACUCCAUUGUUCGCGGUACCACCUCUCGAGAGAUCGUUUUGAUGGCCCGGGAAGCUGGUGCAAAGAAAGUGUAUUUCGCUUCUUGCGCUCCCCCAAUCACCAACGCUCACAUCUACGGUAUCGAUCUAGCUUCAUCUUCAGAGCUCAUUGCUCAUCAUCGAGAUGCUGAGGCCAUUGCCAAGUACAUCGGCGCGGACGAUGUCAUCUACCAAACUUUGCCCGAUCUGAUGGAAGCCUGUGCCUCGUUAUCUCCCCGUGACCCUGCUACCCAGAAGUUCGAAGUUGGUGUCUUCUGUGGCAAAUACGUUACACCCGUUGACAAUAGCUACUUCGAGCACCUCGAGCAGAUUCGAGGUGAAUCCCGCAAGAUGAAAGUGAUGGAGUCUGCGAGGGAAGCUGUCUUGAGCGGCGUUGCGGACCAGAAACAGAUCCGUAUGGCCGCCAAAGGCGUCGAGGUUGAUUCAUAUGGAAAUGUGAUCCCAGCAGAUAGCAGUGACAGUCCCGAAUGGGCCCCUCUCAAUGGCGAAGGCCAGGCGGCGCCCGUCAACGGCCGGAAACGUAGUGCAAGUGACGUCAAAGGAAACACCGAAGACAAACAGGACAAAGUCCGCAUCCACACCAGCCAGGACAUUAGCUUGCACAACUUGAACGAUCACUUUUGAUGCAAGAUUCGAUUACUGGGCGUUCCUUUCUCUUAUUAUGCUAGUUGCAACUUAGGCUCACGAGCUUAUGUCGGAUUACACGAGUGAUGAAGUUUAUGGCUGAAUCAACCACAUCCUAUUAUAGAAUUCUCGAGCUCAGCAGCGGCUCAAGCAUCAGGGCUGCCAUGCGAACAGAUAACUGUUUUGCAGCAGAAAUGCUACAUCCUUUACAAUUUCC